AGAUUUUAAUAUUUUCUCAGCUGAUUUUUAUUCAUAGCUAAUCAAGAUGAUUAUCAAGUUUCAGGCUUUCCUUUGCAUUGUGGGUCUCCUCAGCAUUUGCUCUUGUGUUCCUAUCUACCAGCCACAAAUUGGAAUUAUUGCAAGCAACAGUAACGAGAUUUUGCGUUUCAAUGGACUCGGUGGUCUCACUUUGGCAGGUGUUGGUUUGGGUCAAGGACAGGUAAUUCAAGCACAGGGUACCUCAUUUCUCCCCCCCUUCCUGUUCCAACAGCAGCCACCACAAGUGCUGAACUUUAACCCUUCAGUGCCUGGUCCCUUCUUACCUCCUCAAAUAAACCAGUUGAAUCCAGCUCAGCUGAUCCCAUUGCAGCAGGAUCAGGCGGUAUCUCGCCUCGGCCCAAAUAGCGCUAUACCAGCACAGAACCCCGCCCAGGGCUUUCCAUACUUCUUGACUAAUCUAUAUCCUUUGAGAAACACUCCAGUAUGGCAACCACCCAUCCAGAACACUGGGCCAUAUAUUCAAGACCAGGGUACUAAACAACCAACACAACCAAUCCAGAAUAGAGGAAAUGCCGUUGACCCAAGUGUAACUGCUGCACCUGAUUACCGUGGUGAUCGACCUGGUCCUGGUCCUGUAGAGGGGCAUCCGGGCUUCUCAAUGUUUGGGCCAUAGUUCUUCAGAUGAUUGUUAAAAAGAUAUUCUGUCAAGGAGACCUUUCCAAGGAGACAUUUUGUUCACUUGCACAAAUAGUUCAAUAAUAUCAUCAAUGCAAACAUUAUUAAAUAAAUAAAUAUGCUCAAUUGCUUUCCA
Messenger RNA from Misgurnus anguillicaudatus (oriental weatherfish), 811 nucleotides. The record is from RefSeq and is a predicted model, not a curated record. NCBI's taxonomy places the organism in Eukaryota, Metazoa, Chordata, Actinopteri, Cypriniformes, Cobitidae.